GUUCGAGAUGUGAGAGCGAACUUCACAACACGUCCUCAUGCACGUAACACGCCUGCAAAUUCCAUCUCAUCGUUUCUCCCCCAUCUCCAGAAACUUACACUUCCAUCGUGUUCGCAAACAUACCAGUAACAGACCCAAGUCAAUAUGGGCAGCUAUACCUCGAAGGCUGCUGUUCGCAACUCGACCAACUCGACCACGCCUCUCAACUUGGACAUUCAUAGUCCUGUGCAGACAAACUUCCCUCGCAGCCCUGGCCUACAAGAUCUCUCUACCUUCCAUCCCCACCAAAACCAUAACGGAGUCAAUGAAGUCGUGGUCACAUCUUUCGCUGGCGACGAACCCGAGUUUGGCAUAACUCGUCCAAGCCCCGCGAGGCCUCUCAUUCGCCGCUACUCAGAGCUUAUUGAUCCGACACAACUGGACAAUCAACAAGUCAGAAGCCCCAGUGGUAACCUGCUCAGCGGCAGCAGCUACAAUCUAAGGGGAGAUCGCCCUUUGAGUGUUCGAGAGAGACAAGAAAGGAUCCGUCAGCAAAUGUCGCAGAAGAGAAGGGAGCAAGAGAUGGCAGAUGAUGGCGGAUGUAGAAGAAACUCGGCAAAGAGCUCGGUCGGUAGCGCCUCUACCGCGAAAGCUGCAAAACGCAGGGGAUGUCUUGGUUGUUUUGGCGCCUGAGUCGCAGAUGAUGGUCGGCCAUGUUGAGCUGAACAUCUUUGUCGCAAAUAUCCAUGAGCUGCCCCAAUCGAGGAAGUGACGACUCGAUGACCAGGGCUGGAAGAUGGAAGUCGGCACAAAACUGACUAAAUAUCAAUAUUCAUGACAGACCUGGAGACUAACUCAGGAACAACCGACUUCCCCGUCCGUGUCUUCAGAUCUCGUCUUCCGUCCAAAGCACUUCGCGCACUCCAGCGAUUGUUGUGUUCGUCACCAAGCUCUUGCUAGCAGCUGAAAGUGAAAAGUGCGACGACAUCUAGUAUCACUUAUGCUUGC
Aureobasidium subglaciale EXF-2481 is the source of this 987-nucleotide messenger RNA. RefSeq lists its product as uncharacterized. The transcript has 2 exons. The record is from RefSeq and is a predicted model, not a curated record. Lineage: Eukaryota; Fungi; Ascomycota; Dothideomycetes; Dothideales; Saccotheciaceae. Bases 145 to 672 code for a protein of 175 amino acids.